AUGACACAAGUGUGCUGCCUGCGCUCUGACACACACCGCUCACCAACGCUUCACUCUGAGCGCAAGUUUGCAGCUGCUGAGUGCAGUGACCUCCAGCCGGACCUCAGGGAAACCUCCCUGGGGACACGUUUGUUCACACAAGUAGACACUAACGGCGCCAUGCAGGAGUCCGAGCCCACAGUCUGCCAGCUGCAGCCCAACAUCAUCUCUGUGCGUCUCUUCAAGAGGAAGGUGGGCGGGUUGGGCUUUCUGGUGAAGCAGAGGGUCUCCAAGCCGCCUGUCAUUGUGUCCGACCUGAUCCGGGGUGGAGCGGCUGAGGAGUGUGGCCUGGUGCAGGUGGGAGACAUCGUGUUGGCUGUAAACAACAAACCGCUGGUGGAUCUUUCGUACGAGAGGGCCCUGGAGACGUUGAAGAAUGUGUCUCCCGAGAGCCAUGCGGUGCUGAUCCUGCGCGGGCCAGAGGGCUACACCACCCAUCUGGAGACAACUCUGUCCGGAGAUGGGCGUCAGCGCACGGUCAGGGUUACCCGGCCGACCAUCCCCGCAUCCAAGUCCUAUGAGCACUGUGCGGCACAACUCAGAGCGAUCGAAAACCUGUCGUCUCCUUCCAUCACCCACUCCAUCCUGCAGAGGGGAGGGGUGCAGGACCCUCUGCUGCUGCGAGAUGGGGGUCGCUCCACUCUGCUCUGUAAUGGGCUGGAGGAGAAUGACCUGCUCAAGGAGAUCGAACCGGUCCUGCGCCUCAUCAAGAACAGCAAGCGAGAGAUCAACGGGGAAGGCCAGCGGAAUGUUGCCAGGAAGGACGUGGAGAUUCAAGUAUCCUGGGAUCAUGGCGUGGGAAAUGGGACGUCCCCACAGCUGGUGCAGGAGAAUGACGAGGCACUGGAAAACAUGCAUGUGGAGCUCUGCCGCGACCCUGCUAAGUCUCCAGCCCAGGGCAAGAUGUCGCCCACCAAGUCUCAGCAGAAUGGCAGCCCCUCAAAGUGCCCCCGCUUCAUGAAGGUGAAAAACUGGGAGACUGGCACAGUCUACAAUGAUGUACUGCACCAGGGCUCAAGUAAGAUUUGUAAUGAGAACGUGUGCUUGGGCUCGGUGAUGAUGCCAAACCACUCCGUUCGCAAAGAGGAGAGCAGGGGCAAAGAAGAGCUACUGUCAUUGGCUAAAGACUUUUUUGACCAGUACUACACCUCCAUUAAAAGGUCUGGCUCCAAGGCCCACAUGGACAGGUUGGAUGAAGUGACUAAGGAAAUUGAAUCAUCCGGAUCGUAUCAGCUCAAAGACACAGAGCUCAUCUAUGGAGCCAAACACGCCUGGAGGAAUGCUGCACGCUGCGUGGGGAGGAUCCAGUGGUCCAAACUUCAGGUUUUUGAUGCACGAGACUGCACCACGGCUCAUGGAAUGUACAACUACAUUUGCAACCACAUCAAGUACGCCACCAACAAAGGCAACCUGAGAUCGGCUAUUACAAUUUUCCCGCAAAGAACUGAUGGUAAACACGACUUUCGUGUAUGGAACAGCCAGCUCAUCAGAUAUGCAGGUUACAAGCAGUCUGAUGGCAGCAUCAUAGGAGAUCCUGCAAAUGUAGAAUUCACUGAGAUUGUCAUGCAGCUGGGAUGGAAGGCUCCAAAGGGACGGUUUGAUGUCUUGCCCCUGCUGCUGCAAGCUAAUGGAAAUGACCCUGAGCUUUUUGAAAUCCCAGAGGAUCUUGUCCUGGAGGUGCCCAUUACGCAUCCAAAAUUUGAAUGGUUCAAAGACCUGGAUCUGAAAUGGUAUGGCCUUCCCGCUGUAGCCAACAUGCUUCUGGAGGUGGGAGGCCAGGAGUUCACUGCUUGCCCCUUCAGUGGCUGGUACAUGGGCACAGAGAUAGGAGUGAGGGACUUCUGUGACGCUUCUCGAUAUAACAUUCUAGAGGAGGUCGCAAAGUUGAUGAAUCUGGACACAAGAAAGACUUCCUCCUUGUGGAAAGACAAGGCUUUAGUGGAGAUAAACAUAGCAGUUCUCCACAGUUUCCAGACGUGUAAAGUGACCAUAGUUGACCACCACUCUGCAACAGAAUCCUUUAUGAAACACAUGGAGAACGAGUACAGAGUUCGAGGUGGUUGUCCUGGAGACUGGGUUUGGAUUGUGCCUCCGAUGUCAGGAAGCAUCACACCAGUGUUUCACCAAGAAAUGCUAAACUACCACCUCUCUCCUUCUUUUGAGUAUCAGCCUGAUCCAUGGAACACUCAUGUGUGGAAAGGGGUUAAUGGGACGCCUACAAAGAAAAGGGCAAUUGGUUUCAAAAAGCUUGCCAAGGCUGUGAAGUUUUCGGCCAAGCUGAUGGGACAGGCCAUGGCAAAGAGGGUGAAAGCCACCAUACUGUUUGCCACAGAGACGGGCAAAUCUCACGACUAUGCCAAAACUCUAUGUGAAAUCUUCAAACAUGCUUUUGAUGCCAAGGUUAUGUCUAUGGACGAGUAUGACGUGGUGGACUUGGAGCAUGAGACACUAGUGUUGGUAGUGACCAGCACAUUUGGUAACGGUGACCCUCCUGAAAACGGAGAGAAAUUUGGAGCUGCCUUAAUGGAGAUGCGUCAUCCAACAUCCAACAUAGAAGACAGAAAGAGUUACAAAGUGCGCUUCAACAGUGUGUCAUCCUAUUCUGACACACGCAAGUCCUCCAGUGAUGAACCGGAAACAAAGACCAAUUUUGAAAGCACAGGGCCAUUCGCCAAUGUUCGGUUUUCUGUAUUUGGCCUUGGCUCCAGGGCCUACCCACACUUCUGCGCCUUUGCCCAUGCGGUAGACACACUGUUCGAGGAGCUUGGGGGAGAGCGUAUCAUGCGUAUGGGAGAGGGAGACGAACUCUGUGGCCAGGAAGAAUCAUUCAGAACUUGGGCCAAAAAAGUUUUCAAGGCUGCAUGUGACGUAUUCUGUGUUGGUGAUGAUGUGAAUAUUGAAAAGGCAAAUGAUUCUUUAAUCAGCAACGACCGCAGUUGGAAGAAGGGUAAAUUCCGCAUGACAUACACAGCAGAGGCCCCGGCUCUCACAGAAGCUUUGAACAAUAUUCAUAAGAAAAAGGUGUAUGGAGCAAAGAUGCUAGAGUCUCAGAAUCUGCAAAGCCAAAAAUCCAAUCGCUCCACCAUAUUUGUUCGGCUCCACACAAACAACCACGACAGCCUUAGCUACCAUCCCGGCGACCAUCUGGGCAUCUUCCCUGGCAACUACGAGGACCUGGUUACAGCACUCAUAGAUAAACUGGAGGAUGCACCACCUGUCAAUCAAAUCAUCAAAGUGGAGUUUUUGGAAGAGAGAAACACUGCCCUUGGUGUCAUUAGCAACUGGACAAAUGAGACCCGUAUUCCGCCUUGCACAAUCUACCAAGCUUUCCAGUACUUCCUGGACAUCACUACACCUCCAAGCCCAGUUCUGCUGCAGCAGUUUGCUGCACUGGCGACCAAUGAAGACCACAAAAAGAGACUAGAAGUCCUGAGCAAGGGCCUGCAGGAGUAUGAGGAGUGGAAGUGGUACAACAAUUCUACUCUGGUGGAGGUGCUGGAAGAGUUCCCUUCAAUACAGAUGCCCUCAACACUUCUCCUGACACAGCUGCCACUUCUUCAGCCCCGCUACUACUCCAUCAGCUCGUCUCCGGAUCUGCACCCGGGGGAGAUCCACCUGACUGUGGCUGUGGUCUCCUACCGAGCCAAAGAUGGAAAGGGACCGGUCCACCAUGGAGUGUGCUCUUCGUGGCUUAACAGGAUACAGAAGGGGGAAAUGGUGCCCUGCUUUGUCAGAGGUGCUCCAUCAUUCCAUCUUCCUAAAGACAACCAUGCUCCCUGUAUUCUGGUCGGCCCAGGAACUGGAAUAGCUCCUUUCAGGAGCUUUUGGCAGAAGAGACUGUACGAUCUGGAACACAAUGGCAUUGAGUCGUGCCCCAUGAUCCUGGUGUUUGGUUGUCGGCAAUCUGAGAUUGAUCACAUUUACAAAGAAGAAACUAUUCAGGCUAAAAAUAAAAACAUUUUCAAGGAGCUCUAUGCUGCAUAUUCAAGAGAACCUGGAAAACCAAAGAAAUACGUCCAGAAUGUACUGCGUGAGCAGCUGUCGGAGAGGGUGUACCAGUGCCUGAAGCAAGAGCGAGGACACAUCUAUGUUUGCGGAGAUGUGACAAUGGCGGGAGAUGUUCUGAAGACUGUUCAGCAAAUCAUCAAGCAGCACGGCCAUAUGAGCCUUGAGGACGCUGGCUUGUUCAUCAGCAAGCUUCGGGAUGAAAACCGCUACCAUGAGGACAUUUUUGGUGUCACCCUGCGCACCUAUGAGGUCACUAACCGCCUGCGCUCAGAGUCCAUUGCCUACAUUGAGGAGAACAAAAAGGACUCUGAUGAGGUUUUCUGCUCGUAG
Messenger RNA from Knipowitschia caucasica, 4377 nucleotides. NCBI's taxonomy places the organism in Eukaryota, Metazoa, Chordata, Actinopteri, Gobiiformes, Gobiidae. The record is from the annotation of a GenBank genome assembly.